AUGGCUACCCGAACCGGCCCUGUGUCAACUUUUAAACGUGAGCGCGCGGCUUUCGUCCUCGGUUUGCGAAUGCAGGCGAGGCUGCUGAUGGAAAAUCCCCUGGCUGGUGAGGCUGUUGCUAAGAAUAUGCGUGAGCUUUUUAGUAGUGUUCAUCGGCUUAAGGAUGCCUCUAUGGCUAUGGCUGUUGAUGCUCGGGGCAAUGCUUAUGUUAUGGCGAAACCGUACGGGUUUUAUAGCUAUAAUGUGCCGCUUAUGUGCAAUGAUCUUGUUGCUUGUUUGUUGCACUGGGCGGAUAUUCUUGUUAAUACUGAUGGACGGAGGACAGAUGGAAUUGUUGUUGAUUCUAUCGAGGGGGUUUUAGCUUCUUUAUGUUUUUGA
This is a messenger RNA of Penicillium concentricum, 378 nucleotides long. RefSeq lists its product as uncharacterized. Lineage: Eukaryota; Fungi; Ascomycota; Eurotiomycetes; Eurotiales; Aspergillaceae. The transcript has a single exon. The record is from RefSeq and is a predicted model, not a curated record. Bases 1 to 378 code for a protein of 125 amino acids.